Molecule: messenger RNA, 684 nt
Organism: Eimeria acervulina
Lineage: Eukaryota; Apicomplexa; Conoidasida; Eucoccidiorida; Eimeriidae
Exons: 2
Coding region: 1-684 (227 amino acids)
Source: RefSeq, a predicted model, not a curated record
AUGAGCUCUGUAGAAGCACAGCCAGUUCCGCUUGGCGGUAGUCGAGUGCCGGAGUCUAUGGGUGGCCCCAGUGGCCAGCCCUGGCAAGAGUUGGCGGAACAGCCGCCUCAGCCCAGUGAAGGCUACGGAAAGGCCUGUGAUAUGAUCAUUGCUUUGCGCGAGCAGAUAGGCACCAUGAAGAAACAACUUUCUAACCUCGCCUCACCCAUGAAGACCUACAUCUACAAAACAGGGCCGAGCGACCGGACGGAGAUAGAGAAGGCAUUGAGCUCCGUGGAUGCGUCAGCAGCAGCAAUAGGGGCUGCUGCGACAGCUGCAGCAGAAGCUGCAACAUCAGAUGCAUGCCUUCCCGCAGAAGUGAAGGCUGAGGCAGCAAAAGUUCUCAGCGCCCUGCGGAGCGACAUUACGCAGCAGUCCGCAGACAGCCGGGCGCUCUGCCUGGUGACUGCCGACAAGGCAGACGCUCACGCAGCAAGAAGCCAGCAGCAGCAGCAAGAGCAGCAAGAGCAGCAACAGCAGGGUAUGCCUGGGUUUGAGAAGGAAUUAUAUGGCGACUUCAACUUGCAGUUGGGGCCCAUUACUCGAAAGUUGUUUGCUGCGCAGACGAAGUUGCUGGCUGUGAUAAAAACUAUUAAAAAGCACAGAAUUGUUGGGGGAUGUGAAGAGGAAGACUUCAACAACUGA